This is a messenger RNA of Tachyglossus aculeatus (Australian echidna), 1704 nucleotides long. Its product is annotated as homeobox protein CDX-4-like. Gene Ontology annotation, molecular function: RNA polymerase II transcription regulatory region sequence-specific DNA binding; DNA-binding transcription factor activity, RNA polymerase II-specific. Gene Ontology annotation, biological process: regulation of transcription by RNA polymerase II; embryo development; anterior/posterior axis specification. The record is from RefSeq and is a predicted model, not a curated record. Gene Ontology annotation, cellular component: nucleus. The coding region runs from base 124 to 972 and encodes 282 amino acids. Lineage: Eukaryota; Metazoa; Chordata; Mammalia; Monotremata; Tachyglossidae. The transcript is spliced from 3 exons.
AUGAGGUAGGGCCCGCUCCCGGCGCGGCACCGGCCCGGGGCGCCCAGGGCAGCAGGGCAGAGGCGCCUUCCCGCCCGGCCGCCGGCAUGUCUUAGGGAGGAGCGGCCCGAGCCGCGAAGCACCAUGUUCGGGAGCUGCCUGGUGGACCAGGACCCCGCGAUGUACCCGGGCUCGCUGCGGGCCGGCGGUGGCGGUAGUGGGGGGCCCCUGCCCGGGCAGACUUUCGCGCCCGGCCCCUCGUACGCCGACUACAUGGGCUACCCGUCCGGCCCCGGCCUGGACGGCCCCGGCCAGCCCCCCGCGGGGUGGGGGUCGCCCUACGGGGCCCCCCGGGAGGACUGGGGCGUCUACGGGGCCGGGCCCUCCUUGGCCUCCGGCGCCCCCGGCCCGCCACCGCCCCCGGCUCCUCCUGCCCCUGCUCCUCCUCCUCCUCCUCCUCCACCGCCGCCCCCCGGCCCGGGGCCCUACGGCUCCCCCGACUACGGCGCCCUGUCCGGGCCCGGGCCCGGGGGUCUGCCGCCCGUGGACGCGGCCGGCGCCGACCCUCUGCCCCCCGCCGGGCAGAGGCACACCGCCUACGAGUGGAUGCGCAGGACCGUCCAGUCCGCCGCGGGCACAGGGAAGACAAGGACGAGGGAAAAGUAUCGGGUGGUGUACACCGAUCAUCAGAGGCUGGAGCUGGAGAAGGAAUUUCGAUGCAACAGAUACAUCACCAUCCGGAGGAAGUCAGAGCUAGCUGCCAACCUGGGGCUUUCAGAGAGACAGGUGAAAAUCUGGUUUCAGAACCGCCGCGCUAAGGAGAGGAAGAUGAUCAAGAAGAAGAUUUCACAGUUUGAUGGCAGCGGGGGCUCGGCCCAAAGUGACUCCGGCUCGGUCAGCCCUGCCGAGCUGCCGAGCUCUCUGUUCCCGCCGCCCCACGCCAUCCGGGAAUUACAGCCCAUCGAGGUCCACCAGGUGAUCAUCUCAGAGUAGCGGAGCGGUCAGUCAGAGGGCCGGCACCAGUCAGCAGAAGGACAAACCUCGCUGUGGACUACUUGGACAGGCCGUUGGAAGACGAUCCCUCGGGGCAUCCCCUUGGCUAGCUACCUCCCCUCCAGGACUCCCAGUCCACAGGCCUUUAGCUCCAGAUCCCGGCGAAGAGUACCUCCCGCAGGCGACUGGAAGCUGCCCGUGAGCUGGAUGGGGCCAAGGACUGUUCCGAUGCUUUGCGGCCUCUCUGCUGGGAGGGGUGUCGGUAUUUGUGUGUAUGUGUGUGUGCGUGUGUGUGUGUGUGUGUGUGUGUGUGUGUAUGUAUGUUGGUCUCUUCUCGUGCUGUUGUGUUUCUUCUCCUGUGAGGUUUGAGGAGGCGUCAGUGAGGUGUGUAGGUUUUUCCGGGGUCUGAUCUAAUGCUGCUGCCACUUCCGAACCGAGGGUCCCCCUGGGCUUGGGACACCAUGAGCACCAUCCAGCUGAUGAAAUAAAAUCUAUUUUUGCCCCCAUCCCCAACUGUUCUGGAGCGGGCCCAGUCUUCUAAAUGCAGUGGAGUUCUCGACCCGCAGCAUCGUUUGUCAGUCCAGCCUCAGCGGGAAGGGCUCGGCAAGGUUUUCCUCUUCCACCCCACCCAGGAGAACUGACACGCCAUCAGGAAAUGAGCCCCUUCAUCUUUUGGCAGUGAGGGGAGUAACGGCUGGCCUGUCUUGCUUCUUAUCUUCUCUAGGUCAUCUU